Messenger RNA from Brugia pahangi, 1185 nucleotides. NCBI's taxonomy places the organism in Eukaryota, Metazoa, Nematoda, Chromadorea, Rhabditida, Onchocercidae. The record is from the annotation of a GenBank genome assembly.
AUGAAGAUCAAAGCUACAUGUCUGCCGCGCCUGCAAGAAUUAUUUCAUUGCUUAGCCAGUGCUUUUGGUGAAGGAUCAGUAUACUGCAUACAAAUUGAACGAGCAGAAUGCUUGGAGAAAUUCUGUAAUCAAAAAAUAGAAAUAUGCAGUUUACAAUAUGCUGCCGAAACAACUGGAAAAUGCACUAUUAGUGAUUUGAAAAGAUUAGCCCAAAGAAUUAUCUUAGAAUCAGAAGUAAAAGGUCGUGAAAAAAUUAAGGAUAGUGUGGAACAAGCACUCAGGGAAUUCCAACCGAUUGCAGUGCCCUUCGAACAACUGAAACCAAGAAAUAUAGUUAAAUUGAAAUGGGAGGAUGUUGGAGGAUUAAAGGACGUGAAAAAAAUUAUUACAGAAGUCUUUAUUUGGCCAACAAAAUAUCCACUGCUGUAUCGGAAUAUUUCUGUUCGUCUUGGUCGCGGAGUUUUGUUGCAUGGUCCAAGCGGAUGUGGAAAAACUCUUAUUUGUAGAACUUUAGCAGCACAAUGGGACUUCAAUGUCAUAUCCAUCAAAGGACCGGAAUUAUUAUCAAAGUUUAUUGGUGAAAGCGAAGAAAAUGUCCGGAAAAUUUUUGAAUGUGCUCGUGUUGGAAGCCCUUGUUUGAUAUUUUUCGAUGAAUUUGAUUCAUUAGGUCCAAAGCGUGGUGAGAGUGAUACAGGAGUAACGGACCGUGUGGUGAAUCAACUGCUGACAGAACUGGAUGGAGUUGAAGGGCUAAAUGAUGUGUAUAUUAUUGGGGCUACAAACCGAAUUGAUUUGAUUGAUAGUUCCUUAUUACGACCGGGGCGUUUCGACUACAUUGUUAAAUGUGAAUUGCCCAAUAUGGAGGAGCGAAUGUCGAUUUUGGAGAUAUUUUGCCGAGGUAUGAGCUUAAGAAAUACUGAUUUUGAAGUGAUAGCAAGAACAACACAUGGUUGGACGGGUGCUGACUUAAAAGGUUUGGUAACAAAUGCUCAGUUGAUCGCUCACAAGAGAAUAAAAGGAGCACUUGGCGACAGAGAUGUUGACUUCGAAAGAACAAAAUAUGUAAUAAAUCAAGAAGAUCUGUUGUUUGCAAUAAAGGAAUCGCAACCGAACAAGAACAGAAGCUCUUCCGGAUUAGAUAGGAGACCUUACAUAUCACCAGGGUUGUUUACUACUUUAGCUUAA